AUGGUCAAUUUAGCAGGCUCUAAUAUCAACCAAAGCUUAAACACCCUCGAGAAUUUCGUCGGUAAGUUUGUUUUAUGGCGCAGACUCUUCCAGAAGCACCUGGAUUACGACAACGACAGCGUAUCAGUGUACCUUGUAAAAAACAAUCCGGAUUUAGUGAUAACAUCGCUGUUCCAAAGGUUCAACGGCGAAAGGAAGACCAAUUACGAUAACGUCAACAAGUUAUCAACAGUCGUCGAAAACGAUUGCUUCAACGCGUAUGUUAUCGGCAGAAACGUUAAAUCGCUUACUAACUUGAAUCCCAAAUUAAAGCACACUCCGGUUCAUUACAACGACAUGGCGACUGUUUACAACGAAUAUGUGAAGAAAUUGAACGACUUUGUGAACGAAUCUACCAAUUCGAUAGUUUACACCUCCAAGAGCAACGUUAAGCACACUGUGUCGAUAGACAAAUUAAUUGAACAAUUGAACGUACUGAUCCAAGCCGACGAGUGCAAUGCCUACGGCAGGGAAAUAUUAACGCGGUACAAAACCGAUUUGACGAAAUUCCUACCCAGAGGCUUUUACGACAAUUCAAGUGUCUUGCCAAUUACCGUUUUAGAUGAUUAUGAUGCUGAUGAUGACUCUUCGACUAAUAUCAGCUCUUUGCAAACCGUCUCGACGUACACACGUUCUUCAGUUUCGACGUAUUCUUCCUCUUCAGAAGCUUCCGUUGAGGAGAAGGGUGUCAGCCAAUUUCCGCGAGAAUGUGAUAAGAGCGUCAAAAUCCAGAAUGGAAAUUUGGAUCUGGAUUCUGUUGAAGAUAAUAUGAUGUAUAGUUACAGUUUCUGCAAUACUGAUAACUUUAGACGGUUUCAAUUCGUGGGGAUUAAUGUGCGACUUGCGGGAGGAAGGGAGACUGAUGAUAGCAGAGAACCUUUAAUUAUUGAGGAGUUGAAUGAAGAUGAUGAUGGUAGUUUGGAAGAUAAGGUGUUGGAUAAUGAAGAAGGGAAUUUGGAAGGUUUGAAAAAGGAGGGGAUUAAUGAUGAUGAUAUGGAAGGUAUUAGUGAUGAUAAGGUUGAUAAGAUUGAAGGUGAAGAGAAAGGUAAUGAAGGGAAUCAAGAGGUUUGUUUGGAUGAUGAUGAUGAUGAUGAUGAUGAUGAAAUACCUAGAAAACGCAGGAAAAUUGAAGAUAUAAAGAAAAACUUUCAUAAUACAAUGAAUUCCAGUAAAAAAGUUGGAAAUUUAGCUACCGACGUAAGCGUAGACGAAAGUAUAGAAGCGCUGAUAACAUUCAUGUGCGAUGUACUAAACGACACUGAGGAGUAUCGUAAAAUAUUGGAAAAUGAAUAUAAUGAUUGUAAGACGGAACUGCAGAAAAAUACAUCAAGUGUUUCUCAUGAUGACUAUACGAGGAUUGAAAAAUUGUGCGAUAAGUUUCAAACGCAAUUGAACAGGUUUUCAAAGGCUUUUACUCAAGAUUAUUUGGACAUACUGACAGUGGGGUUGGAAUUGUACAAUUUGAGAGUAGAACACGGAUCAGCUAUGAAAGAAUACGAUAGAUUUGAUGUAGAAGAUAAGAAGUUUGUUAAAAAAGCGACGAAUUUGGCGCGAAAGAUCAAGAGGAUUAUCAAGAAACACGACAAGCUUGCUGUGGUUUAUAACACUCAGAUUGAUAAGUUGGAUACUUUUCAUAAGCAUUUGGAAAAACAGUUGAUUAUUUACACGACGAAUUAUGACCGUAAGUUUGUAAUCCCGGUGAAAGAUUAUAUCGCAGAGUUUAGAAGUGUUAAAAGUGAUAAAACUACUAAAAAGAAAGGCCAAAUCAUUUCUGAUCAUUUGAACGACAUGUUGAAGAGGAUGAGUGGAAAUGGGGAUGGAUCACCGUUAAUUAGGAUUUCUAAAUUGGAAGAUGUUAACUUUGAUCGUAACGCUGCGGAUGAACGUAAGCGGAAAGGUGAAGAUUCUGAAUCAGAUGAAGCGAAAAAAAGAAAUGCGGCAGAAAGUGAUAAGCCUUCGUCGAAUAAAACUAGAAUUCCGAGAGAAACUGCUGGAAAUCAAUAUAAUGUGCAACAAAACGUCCAAAAAUCAUCAAGGCCUUCUCAAAUUGGAAGUCUGCUAAAGAGUGGCAGUCGUCGUGAUAACCUACCAAAUUUGCAACGAUUAUCACCAAAUGCUUCUCAAGAGAACAUGGAACAUUCAGACGGUUUAGAAUUGGGUUUAGCAAGCUUAGCCUCAAAAUUGCAUCCUAAUGAUAGAUCUAGUUCAGAGACACUUACGAAAGAAAGAUACAGAGAAAACAGAUCGAGAAAUCUUGAGGGUAUUCGAGAAAAUAAGCGCGAAGAACGAAAGAAGAUUUCAAAAGAUAAUUUACAAAACUUAGUCAUGUCACGUCGAGGGGUUCCCCAAAACCUUGGUGAAGAAUCAGAUAGUGAUGCAGUUAAUGAUAACCAAAAUGAAAACUCCAGUUCAUUGGAUAAUUCUCAGCCUGACAAUAAGAAUAUACCACCAAUAAGUAGACUCGAGUCAGAUGUUGCUGCUUCUGAUUCAGCAAAUAGUAAUUCGUAUUCAGAGGGUAGUUUAGAAUCAGGACCACCAAGUUUAGCGUCAGAAUUUGAAAGUAUUGGAGAAACAGGAAUGAUCAACUCGCCGCAUAUUAUGGACUAUCCAGAAAUUGACGACGAAGAAAUAGAUGAUAGUGAUGAAGCGUCAAAAAUUGAUAGCCCAGUUGAACACCUGAGAAAGGAAGAAUUAAUUACUGAUUUGGACCCUACUGAUGAAUCUAGUCCAAAGAGUUCUACGAAAAAUAGAUACAAAGGUAAUAGAUCGAAGACUCUUGAGAAUAUUCGAGAAAAUAUUCGAGAAAAACGAAAGAAGAAUUCAAAAGAUAAAUCACAAGACUUAGUCGUAAAACUUCGAGGGGUUAAAGAAGAAUCAGGUGAAGAUUCAGAUAGUGAUGCAGAUAAUGAUAACCAAAAUGAAAACUCCAGUUCUUCGGAAAAUUCUGAGCCUGACAAUAAGAAGAUACCAUCAAUAAGUAGACUCGAGUCAGACGUUGCUGCUUCUGAUUCAGAAAGUAGUGAUUCUGAUUCAGAGGAUAGUUCAGAAUCAGAUUCAGCAAGCUCAGCGUCAGAAUCUGAAGAAAUAGGUGAAACAGAAGUGAUCAACUCGCAGCAGAUCAUGGACUAUCCAGAAACUGAUGAAGAAGAAAAAGAUGAUAGUAAUGACGCGCCAAAAAUUGAUAGUCCAGUCGAACCCCUGAGCAGUAAAAAAUUAACUACUCAUAUGGACCCUAAUGAUGGAUCUUCGCAAAAUAGAUACAAAGGUAAUAGAUACAAAGGUAAUAGAUUGAAGACUCUUGAGAAUAUUCGAGAAAAACGAAAGAAGAAUUCAAAAGAUAAAUCACAAGACUUAGUCGUAAAACUUCGAGGGGUUAAAGAAGAAUCAGGUGAAGAUUCAGAUAGUGAUGCAGUUAAUGAUAACCAAAAUGAAAACUCCAGCUCUUCGGAAAAUUCUGAGCCUGACAAUAAGAAGAUAGCAUCAGAAAAAAGACUUGAGUCAGACGUUACUGCUUCUGAGUUACAAAGAUUGCAAUCUGAAGAUACAGGAAGCAGUCAUUCUGAUUCAACUAAUGAUUCAGGAAAACUUGCUCAAAAGAGGCAUUUGGAGGAAAACGAAGAUCCAUAUCAUGAUGUGCUGGAAUAUUCCGCACCAAUUUCUAAAAAAAUGUUGGUCUCAAAAAGAAAACUCAAGUCAGACGUUACUGCUUCCGAUUCAGAGGGAUCGCAAUCUGAAGAUAAAGGAAGCAGUCAUUCUGAUUCAACUAAUGAUUCAGUAAGACCUCUUCUAAAGAGACAUCGGGAGAAAAACGAUGAUCCAUAUCAUGAUGUGCUGGAAUAUUCCGCACCAAUUUCUAAAAGAAAGAUGGUCUCAAUAAAAAAACUUAAGUCAGACGUUACUGCUUCUGAUUCAGAAAAUAGUGAUUCUGAUUCUGAUUCUGAUUCUGAUUCUGAUUCUGAUUCUGAUUCUGAUUCUGAUUCUGAUUCUGAUUCUGAUUUAUAA
This is a messenger RNA of Cotesia congregata, 4041 nucleotides long. The record is from the annotation of a GenBank genome assembly. Lineage: Eukaryota; Metazoa; Arthropoda; Insecta; Hymenoptera; Braconidae.